This is a messenger RNA of Penicillium alfredii, 1587 nucleotides long. RefSeq lists its product as uncharacterized. The record is from RefSeq and is a predicted model, not a curated record. The transcript has a single exon. The coding region runs from base 1 to 1587 and encodes 528 amino acids. NCBI's taxonomy places the organism in Eukaryota, Fungi, Ascomycota, Eurotiomycetes, Eurotiales, Aspergillaceae.
AUGUCACAGGUCUUCCGCAAAGACCAAGCGGCUCCCCAGAUCCCCGACGCGCAUGCGUGGGUCAUCGCCCCGCAACUCUUUACUCCGGCACGCAGCAGCGAGGACGAGAUCCAAGUUCCCGACCCGCGUGUCUUUUUGGGGGUCGCGGCGCCGCCGUGCUAUUUUGCUGUUGUUGCGCCCAGUAUUAGUGAUAUACUGCGCGCUAGGCUGCUGUAUCCGGUGCCGAGCCAGCUGGCGGUGCAUUUGUGUUUGGUGGAAUGUUUUUUGAGAUUGAGAGAGGAGGUAUUGGGUGCUGGGAAUGAUGGACAGGUUGAUAGGGAUCCGCCGAGGGAAUACGGAAAAGAGAGAGAGAAAAAGACAGAGAAAGAGGAACAGGAAGGGAAAACAUCUAAUCAGAGUCAUCUCUCUCCACACCAUAAAUGGGAUCUGUUCGUCAAGACAGCCGUCACUCGGUUCGACCGCUGGUGGCUCAAAAUCAACAAUAUCAUCCAACAUGCAAAGAUAUACACGGGGUCUACCCCGUCACCGAUUCUCACCACGCUCUCCAAGGACUAUCUUCCUCCCCUGGACGUGCUCCUGGUAUGGUACAGCUACAUGCUGCAGCCAUCGUACGCACGCGACUGCGAAGAACACGAGAAACCAAAUGCGCUCAAGCUCGCCUUUCCAUGGUCCAGUCUACACGGAGUCAUUGAUCCCAAGACCCUGGAAUAUAAACUGCCAUCAGCUGCAAAGACAUUAUUCCGGACGAUGACAUCGCAACCUGCAGAUUUGCCCUGGGAUCUACCCAUGGAUUCUACAUCUACAUUCAUGUCCCCAGACCCAGAUACCGACCCAGGAAAAGACCCAGUCCCGUCACUCACCAACCACGAAUAUACCGUGGACCUCGAAUGGGCAGUCCACGACCAAACCCCCUUUUUCGAAGAAACCCACCAAUACAACUGGCUGCGCUCCCCGAGCUGCACGGAGUCCCUCGAGCGGUGCAUCGAGCGCUACAAGCAAUUCCUGUUUGUGGCGGGCCUUCCAGAGGCUAAAAGCGAGCACCUGGAUCCCGCGUGGGAUGUUGGUCUUGCGUUGAGGACGCAUCAGCUGUAUCCGCGCAAUUUCCAGAGCUUUGUGCUUGAGUUUCUGGGUGGGGAUAUUCGGUGCAUUCGGGAUCCGCCUCCUCUGAAGAAAGAGGAAGAGGCGUUGUCUAAGAACUCGGCUGAUGCUGCGAGCGAGCUCUUUGGGAGGCAUUUUGGGACGGUCUUUCGGUGUUGCUUUUGUUGGGCUUGUGAGUGUCUCAGAAGUGCUGUUGCUGGGAACAGCAGCAGCAGCAGCAACAAUAAUACCACGGCUGCGUUCCCGUCGAGUCUCUCGGACAAGCAGACCAUUCAGAUCCGGAAAACUCUUGGUCUUUAUCUGGCUAUUGAGCGGGCCCGCCAGAAGGGCGAGCGCCUUCCUCGUCCACUAGAUCGAAAACCCCAAGAUAAGAACGAGAAAAAUGUGGACCGCCUUGCUGAGUAUCAGCGCUGUGGGCGCUGGUCUAUUCGGCAAACGUUGUCUGAGGUUUUGAGGCAGGUUGGUACGGUGCCAAAGCAAUAUGGCUGA